Molecule: messenger RNA, 423 nt
Organism: Rhea pennata
Lineage: Eukaryota; Metazoa; Chordata; Aves; Rheiformes; Rheidae
Gene: SMIM33
Product: small integral membrane protein 33
Exons: 1
Coding region: 1-423 (140 amino acids)
Source: RefSeq, a predicted model, not a curated record
AUGAACAUCUCUGCCCCCAGCAGCCAGCUGAGACAGCCCGAGCCCCAGGACUCAGGUGGAUUCACUCCCAUCUCUGUUGUUAAGAGUGUGACAAAGAAGUCCGAUGCCCUGCCCAUGAUCUCUGUAAUCGUUGUCAUCUUUGUCCUCUUGGCUGUCUUCAUUAUCAUUGUGGUGCACUACGGCCCUCAUCUCCGCACCAUCCAAAUCACCCUUUACCAUGAGCCCAUGCCGCAGGACUUGGACGGUGGUGUGCACCUCACGGACUGGAAGAAGCUGGGCUCUCAGAGAAAGCAGUCAGCUCAGUACUGCCAGCGAGAGCUGGACAACAAGGACAUGGCUGGGGUAAGCUACCAGUGCUCAUGUAAGCAUCACCUUCCCUGCAGGAAUGCUGAGCCUAACGUCAUAGAGAUCACGUACUUGUGA